Molecule: messenger RNA, 2891 nt
Organism: Saimiri boliviensis boliviensis (Bolivian squirrel monkey)
Lineage: Eukaryota; Metazoa; Chordata; Mammalia; Primates; Cebidae
Product: keratin, type I cuticular Ha7
Biological process (GO): epithelial cell differentiation; intermediate filament organization
Cellular component (GO): cytoskeleton
Molecular function (GO): structural molecule activity
Source: RefSeq, a predicted model, not a curated record
CCUCCCACCAGCAGCCAACCUGAUAUCAAAGAGGCAAGAGGCAUCUCAGAUUCGUCAACAUUCCUUUAAUGAGCUGAGAAACUUUUCAUGGUAAACUCAGCAGCUGAGUAACAGGAUGAUGGUACCACAACAGGUAGAUAAUCAAGGCAGGAGGUCAAAGCGUUGGAGCCAACACCCACCCCGGAUGGGGUAUAAAAGGGCCGGGAGGAGAGGAGGCUUCAGACUCAGUGGCUUGGCCUUCCCAGCUGAUCUGAAGCUCCUGUGCAACCUCAGCCCAACACCAUGACCUCCUCCUACAGCAGCUCCUCCUGCCUUCUGGGCUGCACCAUGGCUCCUGGAGGAAGAAAUGCCUGCGUCUCUCCCAUCGACACUGGGUGCCAGCCCGGGGCAGAGGCCAAGGCUGCCUCCAUGUGCCUCUUGGCCAACGUGGCACACGCCAACCGAGUCCGUGUGGGGUCCACCCCCCUGGGCCGCCCCAGCCUCUGUCUGCCCCCCACCUGCCACACUGCUUGUCCCUUGCCAGGGACCUGCCACAUUCCCGGCAACAUCGGAAUCUGUGGGGCCUACGGCGAAAACACCCUGAAUGGCCAUGAGAAAGAGACCAUGCAGUUCCUGAACGACCGCCUGGCCAACUACCUGGAGAAGGUGCGCCAGCUGGAGCGGGAGAACGCGGAGCUGGAGAGCCAACUCCGUGAGAGGAGCAAGUGCCACGAGUCCACCGUGUGCCCCGACUACCAGUCCUACUUCCGCACCAUCGAGGAGCUCCAGCAGAAGAUCCUGUGCAGCAAGGCUGAGAAUGCCAGGCUGAUUGUACAAAUUGACAAUGCCAAGCUGGCCGCCGAUGACUUUAGGAUCAAGCUGGAGAGUGAGCGCUCCCUGCGUCAGCUGGUGGAGGCGGACAUGUGUGGGACACAGAAGCUCCUCGAUGAUGCGACCCUGGCCAAGGCGGACCUGGAGGCCCAGCAGGAGUCCCUGAAGGAAGAGCAGCUCUCUCUAAAGAGCAACCAUGAGCAGGAAGUGAAGACUCUGAGGAGUCAGCUGGGGGACAAGAUGCGGAUCGAGCUGGACAUUGAGCCCACCAUUGACCUGGGCAGGGUGCUGGGGGAGAUGCGGGCUCAGUACGAGGCCAUGGUGGAGACCAACCGCCAGGACGCGGAGCAGUGGUUCCAAGCCCAGUCCGAAGGCAUCAGCCUGCAGGCCAUGUCCUGCUCCGAGGAGCUGCAGUGCUGCCAGUCGGAGAUCCUGGAGCUGCGAUGCACCGUGAACGCCCUGGAGGUGGAGCGCCAAGCCCAGCACACCUUGAAGGACUGCCUGCAGAACUCCCUGUGUGAAGCCGAGGACCGCUUUGGCACGGAGCUGGCCCAGAUGCAGAGCCUGAUCAGCAACGUGGAGGAGCAGCUGUCCGAGAUCCGCGCUGACCUGGAGCGGCAGAACCAGGAGUACCAGGUGCUGCUGGACGUGAAGGCCCGGCUGGAGAACGAGAUUGCCACGUACCGAAACCUUCUGGAGAGCGAGGACUGCAAACUCCCCUGUAAUCCGUGCUCCACGCCUCUCUCCUGUGUGGCUGCCCCCUGUGCUCCUCGCCCAAGCUGUGGCCCCAGCACCACCUGUGGAGCCAGCACCGGAAGCCGACUCUGAAUUCCUGUGGACCCGUGGGGGCUGGCUAAGGCGAGGGAUACCCAGACAGAGAUGCUUGUUAUACCUUUAGAAAACUUGGCUUCUAACUUUCUGUAUGUAUAGGCCUGUCCAAAGGCUAUAAGACACCAGGGACAGAGAAAUCUUGAUGCAAAAUCCCUCCUUUCCAACUCUGGAUUUCCCAGAUGAGUUCUAUGCCCUCAGCGGAUGGAUUCCAACCACCCAUGGUGGUUCAAAAUAUCUGGAUUGGAGAGACGUAAGGUUGAAAAAGCGUUCUGCAGUGGGAGUACAGCAUGAUUCAAAAUUGCACCUGCACUUCAAGGACACCAAGUUUAACUUGAAAUUUUUAAAGUUUGUGACAAAGGAAGUGAAGAACAGGCUUCCCUGUCUGAGAUUCCCCAUGUUUCUUGGGUUGGUUUUAACACUGCCAGCCUGGAUUAUGGCAUCAGGGAGAGGGAAAUAGAACCAGAAUUGUACCUGAUCUUUUCUUUUUCAAUUCCCUUCUCCUAUCCUCCUGCCUCCCUACCUUGGAUGCUGAUUAAGUAGAACAUUUCCUGGUAUCAAAUCCUGAGUUCUCUCUACGUCAGGGUUUCUACCUUUGACAAAGGACCAGAUUUCCCUUUUCUGUGUCAACACAGCCUCUUACAUAUGGCUUACAUAGCUUCUUGCUAUGUGAAAGGAACUUUCAUAAGAAAUGUCUCUUUUUUUUCUCUAUAAAUUCCGACUCUCAAGACUCGUCUGGCUAUAACCCCUGUCCCUAUCUAAUUCUCCUAGUUUAAAAUCUAAACAAUGACUUCAGUCUUUUCCUAGUAUUUCCUCCUGAAGUGCUGAAACCUGUUGAUUUACCAGGUGGAGAACUGCUAGGUAUGAUGUGCUUCCACCUCUUCUCCUACUCUCUACCUUCCUUACCGUGAUUCAGCCACACUGGCCUUUCUGUUCUUUGGACAUGGCUGGAGACCUGUCCCUGCUCUUCUACUCUCUGGGCUGCUCUUCCCCCUCCCUGUAAAUGUUCAGGUCAGUUGCCAGUUUCCUUCCUCGGAGAGCUCCUGCUUGACUAUCCGUGUAAAGGACUCACAACCCCUGACACUGUCCUGCUCAUUUAGCACCUCCAACAGCUGAACUUGCCUCUGUAUCUAUCGUUUUCCCAAUCAAAAUGCUUACCCAAGAUUAGCAAUUGCUCACUGCUGCAUCUCCAGAGCCUAGCCCACUGCUUGGUACAUAAUGGAUGCUUAAUAAAUAUCUGUCGCAAGAACGAA